AUGGUGAUGGUGAAGAGUGAAGAAAACCAAGUGAGGCGCCGUGCAUACUUGCCUGGAGAAAAUGAAGUUCAGGCUGCGCGAUGUGUGAAAAGAAGGCGAAGAGAUCAUGCUGUAGCAGCUUCACUUGGUUUUGAUGAUGCCAACCAAAGUCUGCAACAAAAUAGCACUGCAGCCACCACAGUGAAAAGAAGUUCAAAGUUCCGUGGGGUCAGCAGGCAUCGCUGGACUGGCCGAUAUGAAGCUCACUUGUGGGAUAAGCUCUCUUGGAAUGUCACUCAGAAGAAGAAAGGGAAACAAGUUUACAUUGGUGCUUAUGAUGAAGAAGAAGCUGCUGCAAGAGCAUAUGAUUUAGCUGCACUUAAGUAUUGGGGCAGAUCAACUUUCACAAAUUUUCCGAUAUCAGAUUAUGAGAAGGAAAUUGAGAUCAUGAAAACUGUUAGCAAAGAGGAGUACUUGGCUUUUUUAAGAAGAAAGAGCAGUGGCUUCUCAAGAGGUGUAUCGAAAUAUCGAGAAGUUGCAAGACACCAUCAUAAUGGAAGAUGGGAAGCAAGGAUAGGGAGAGUUUUCGGGAACAAGUACCUCUACCUUGACACUUACAGUACUCAAGAAGAGGCUGCUUGUGCUUAUGACAUUGCAGCAAUUGAGUACAGAGGGAUCCAUGCUGUGACCAAUUUCGAUUUGAGCACUUAUAUCAGAUGGCUAAAACCUGGAACAACAAACAUGCUGGCUGCUGGUGCUCAUGACUUGAACACAGUCACAGAACCACAACCAGUUCCAUCACCAACCAGUUACAUUCCAAAUGAGGACUCAAAAAUCUCACUUUCAAACUCCAAUCCAUUCACAUCAGACUACUUGACCUCCCCACCAAAGCAAGAACAAUGCACCUUCCAAGCCAGAACUUCUUCCAACUCAUCAAGCAACAACAAGUCUUCAACCCCAACUGCGCUCAGCCUCCUCCUGAGAUCUUCUGUAUUCAGAGACUUGGUGCAGAAGAAUUCAAACAUGUCUUCAGAGGAUCAGGAGUCUGAUGGGGAGGAAACAAAGAACCAACAAGCAGGGUCAGGCAGUGAUGAUGAUGAUGAGUUUGGUGGGAUAUUAUAUGAGGGAACUGAAGACGUCCCUUUCAUUUAUUCAACCAAUAGAGACCAUAGCAUAGACUUUCAAGAAAGACAACCCUUCAUGUUGUGAUCAAGCAAGAAGAGAUAGCUCCUCUACAAAGCUGCAACCUAAAUCCCAUACUCUAAACCCUCUCAAAAUUAAGAUAUGUUUUUGGCUUUUCAGUGGUUAUGUAAAUAGUUUUUGCAGUGUUUAGUUUGUAAGAUUUUUCCUUUUUUUUCAUCAAGAGCCUUUUGUAUGAAU
Mangifera indica (mango) is the source of this 1359-nucleotide messenger RNA. Its product is annotated as AP2-like ethylene-responsive transcription factor At1g16060. The record is from RefSeq and is a predicted model, not a curated record. Gene Ontology annotation, biological process: regulation of DNA-templated transcription. Lineage: Eukaryota; Viridiplantae; Streptophyta; Magnoliopsida; Sapindales; Anacardiaceae. Gene Ontology annotation, molecular function: DNA binding; DNA-binding transcription factor activity. The coding region runs from base 1 to 1188 and encodes 395 amino acids. The transcript is spliced from 8 exons.